GGUUGUCUGGUAAAGAAUCAGAAGAUGGCUGAAGCUCCCUUACGGCCCUGUCGGUUUUUCUGUCACCAAUGUUCAGCAGAGAUCAACCCUCGUCUCCCGAUCUCUGCCUUCCUGCAGGACUUCACCUGUCCACAGUGUGAAUCUGGCUUCAUUGAAGAGCUAUCAGAGGAAAGAAGCACUGAAAAUGAGUCCACAUCCACUGCCUCCACCAGCGAUCAGAACCGUCCGACUUUUGAGAUUAUGGACCACCAGCACAUGUUUACAUUUCCGCCCGGAUACGGACAAUUUGCUCUGGGGAUCUUUGACGAGAAUUUCGACCUCCGAGCGGGGAUGCCGACGGAAGACAACCGCGAGACGGAGAACCGGCGGGAACGGGAGAUGGCGUCACGGCAACGGUACAGUGCCCGGCAACCGCGGGGACGACACAUCCCACGGCGACAGGGACAGAGACACGAGGGAGUACCCACUUUAGAGGGAAUCAUCCAGCAGCUAGUGAAUGGAAUCAUAGCACCCACAGCCAUGCCGAACAUUGGGAUGGGACCAUGGGGCAUGCUACACUCAAAUCCAAUGGACUACGCUUGGGGUGCCAAUGGACUUGAUGCUAUCAUUACCCAGUUAUUGAAUCAGUUUGAGAACACGGGUCCUCCUCCUGCUGACAGAGAGAGGAUAAAGAACCUGCCCACCAUCCAGAUCACAGAGGAACAUGUGGGUUCCAGUUUAGAAUGUCCCGUGUGCAAAGAAGACUACAGUGUAGGGGAGACUGUCAGGCAACUUCCGUGCAAUCACCUGUUUCACAAUGACUGUAUAGUACCAUGGCUGGAACAGCACGACACAUGUCCAGUGUGCAGAAAGAGCCUUAGUGGACAGAACACAGCUACGGACCCCCCGGGACUAUCAGGAAUGAACUUCUCCCCUUCCUCCUCCUCCUCAUCCUCCUCCAACUCCUCCAGUAACGAGAACGCUGCCAACAACUCAUAGACCUCCAUCACCAUCAAACCUCGAUAACACCUCCUGCAACAACCAACACCUCAUCCCUACCCCAGGCAGACUUACACCCCCACUCUACCACUGGCUCAGGAGAGUCAGGAGGGCUGCCUCUCUCAGUGCUCUGCUAGGCCCUCUGGGAGAAGCUGCUGGGGAGAUGACUCUACUCUGGAGGUGAAACAAUAAACCGGUUCAGGGAAAAUAAAGAAAUUAUUUGAGGAACAGAACCCAAACCGAAAACAAAAGUGAUCUAUACAGUUCCGGAACAAAACCGUUAUUUUAAAAGCAUGGGAACCAGUUAAUAACGUCCUUUCACGUUCCUGGCAUUUUUUCCCAGUCCCACAAAAAUUGCAACAAAGCGCCUAUGCAAAGCCCUCACGUCUGCCUGCCAGAUGGAAAUCUUU
This is a messenger RNA of Coregonus clupeaformis (lake whitefish), 1388 nucleotides long. Its product is annotated as E3 ubiquitin-protein ligase RNF126. NCBI's taxonomy places the organism in Eukaryota, Metazoa, Chordata, Actinopteri, Salmoniformes, Salmonidae. The record is from RefSeq and is a predicted model, not a curated record. Gene Ontology annotation, biological process: protein ubiquitination. Gene Ontology annotation, molecular function: ubiquitin protein ligase activity. The transcript is spliced from 9 exons. Bases 25 to 978 code for a protein of 317 amino acids. Gene Ontology annotation, cellular component: cytoplasm.